AAAAACUUGUUGUAAUUCCCUUUCACAGAUACAAAACUCCAUCUUCCUCUAAUCUCCACCGCCAUCCGCCGCUACACCAGAAAUCACGCUUUAUCUUUCUCUGCACCGUCGAACGAACCUUUUGAUCCAUGUUCUCCUUUCCCUCUUCGUCAUCUUCACCGCAAUCAACUCCCUCCGCCAUCCUCCACUCUCACCGUCACCAUUUUCCCCAUUUUUCAGUUUAAAGAUUGAAGAUCUGAAGUCGGGUUCUACUCACCAUCUCUCAUAGUCCUCACCACUACACCGUCACUGGAUCAAAAUAUUGUUGGUUCUGUUUUGAUGGCACUGAUAAAUAAGGUGUCAUUUUUCGCAUUGCACAAAGUACUCCACUACUCUAUUAGUGGAUCAAGACCGGUGAUUGGAGAAGCAAUGUGCCAUAGACUUGUUCGUCAUUUCUUCCUUAGUCUGAACCAAUGCUCUUCACUUCAUUCAGCUUCUUCUUCACUGCAAAAGCUUGAACCGACUGUUAGAGCUGAAGUAGAAGCCAAAAACUAUGUUAAAAUUCCUGAUAUCAUUUCCACGGAGUUGUCUCGAUCCCAAAAUUCAAAUCCUUUCUCUUUUUUAUCGUCUUUUCCGCAGAACUUACAAGUGCAAAUUGUUGAUGAAAUGUUGCAAUCUUUUAUAUCCAUCAGACCACGCUAUAAGCCCCAGCUAACCUAUUCCUACCUUCUUUCCUACACCCUCCAAAGUUCUCACCCCCUUCCUCUUGCACUCGCUAUCCUACAACGGACUCUACGUUCUGGUUGCUUACCAGUUCCUCAGACUCAUGUUCUCCUCUCAUCUGCUUGGUUGGACCGGCGAUGUCUGUCGCAUUCUGUGGCUAAUAUUUUACUUGAGAUGCAAUCAAUUGGAUAUCAUCCUGAUUGUGGUACUUGUAAUUAUCUACUAUCAUCUCUUUGUGCUGUUGAUCGGUUAGUGGAGGCAGUUAAUGUGUUGAAGGGUAUGGGUGGAGCAGGAUGUAUUCCCGAUUCAAAUAGUUACGACAUUGUAAUUGGUGCAAUGUGCAAUGCCCGAAGGACUUCUGACGCUCAAGAUUUAAUGAAGCAAAUGGUGGAGAAAUAUUGUUUGACCCCAGACCAUGGAACAGUGGUGAAAUUCUUGACAGCAUUACGGACAAACAAGGAGAUAUGGAAAGCUGUUGAGGUGAUUGAGUUCCUGGAGAAAGAGGGAAACUCUGUCGGAUUUGAGAGUUAUGAGUUGGUGGUUGAAGGUUGCUUGGCGAGACGUGAGUAUGUUUUGGCUGCAAAGGUUGUUAUGGGGAUGACAGAAAGAGGUUUUAUACCGUAUAUCAAGGUGAGGCUGAAGAUAAUCGAAGGUUUGGCGAGCAUCGAUGAGUGGAAGAUAGCUUGUGCUGUGAGAGAAAGAUUUGCAAAACUUAAAUCUUAGCUGUUAAAUUACUUAUAGUUAGCCUAGUUCUGUUCUUAACGAUGAAGCAGAGAGUUGCAGCUCUUGAAUCUCAGAUUUGCCAAUCAUUUGGAGGUAUGAUCUCUUAAAUUAACGCUUGGAAAAGGAGUGAGCAUAUACAGGAACAGGUUUGAUUGAGUUGUAGAAUUAAAGUUCCUUAGGCUGACUUUGACGGCUGUAUUAUAUUAAAAUUAAAAUAAUUCGGCUGUAUAGUUUAUUUUUGACACAGGAAAAUGGAGUAACUUUUUGUGUAUUAGUAAUAUCAAUUGCACAGAAACAGUAUAAUAAUAUCAAUUACACAGAUUAUAAAA
This is a messenger RNA of Trifolium pratense (red clover), 1754 nucleotides long. Its product is annotated as pentatricopeptide repeat-containing protein At1g06270-like. The record is from RefSeq and is a predicted model, not a curated record. NCBI's taxonomy places the organism in Eukaryota, Viridiplantae, Streptophyta, Magnoliopsida, Fabales, Fabaceae. Gene Ontology annotation, molecular function: protein binding. The transcript is spliced from 3 exons. Bases 319 to 1425 code for a protein of 368 amino acids.